UCCAUCGCAUGUCACCAGAUACCGGCAGCUAAAUUAAGUUUUGCCCCAUCCAUCGAUCGCCAUUCUAUUGAGCCCAGUACAGAUACAGAUCGUCGGAGUGAUAUAUCAUAGAAAAAUGGCCGCCGCCGCCACAUCCACCGUCUCAGGGUUGGCCGCCGCUCCCUCCCUCUCUCCGCGCAAGACAACGACAUCAUCCCUCAGCUCAGGGUUUGUGAAGGCUCCAGUCAGGGUGAGAAACCCUCUAAUGCAAGCUCAUGCAUCCGGAGGAAAAUUUACAUGCUUUGAGAGAGACUGGCUGAGAACAGAUCUGAACGUGAUUGGGUUUGGACUGAUCGGGUGGCUGGCGCCAUCGAGCGUUCCGGCGAUAAAUGGCAACAGUCUGACGGGGCUUUUCUUCCAAAGCAUUGGAUCUGAGCUCUCUCACUUCCCCACCGGCCCUGCUCUCAGUUCUCCUUUCUGGUUGUGGAUGGUAUGCUGGCACCUGGGGUUGUUCUUGUGCCUGACUUUUGGGCAAAUUGGCUUCAAAGGCAGGACUGAGGAUUACUUUUAAGCUGGCAUAUAUAUAUGCUUAUCCUCCUGCUUUAUUUUCUUUUCUUUUCCUUUUUAUGUGUGACCUAUCAUGUAUUAUAACAUCCCUUUCUAUUUAGUAGUUUCUCAACGUCUGCUAUUUCUCAAA
This is a messenger RNA of Diospyros lotus (date-plum), 676 nucleotides long. Its product is annotated as photosystem I subunit O. The record is from RefSeq and is a predicted model, not a curated record. The transcript is spliced from 4 exons. Bases 116 to 550 code for a protein of 144 amino acids. NCBI's taxonomy places the organism in Eukaryota, Viridiplantae, Streptophyta, Magnoliopsida, Ericales, Ebenaceae.